Molecule: messenger RNA, 434 nt
Organism: Fimicolochytrium jonesii
Lineage: Eukaryota; Fungi; Chytridiomycota; Chytridiomycetes; Spizellomycetales; Powellomycetaceae
Exons: 1
Source: RefSeq, a predicted model, not a curated record
CAUGCGCUCAGUAUUGCCCAUAUGCGCUUGCGCCCGCUUGCACUGCCACCUUCUUACCUUCCAUAGAGUCUCAGCCCAGACAGGACUACCGAAACGUUAUCGACGCGCUCGCCAACCGGACGCCCGCUUGGGUCGUAAGGAUAGUAUCGGACGACAACUUUGGACUGCGGGGUUGCCCAAUACAAAUAUCCUUCAUUACCAAGACUGCGCGUCCGACUGCGUCCGAUUCGGCUGUUGUGGACGGGGCGAGGUCGUAGAUGUUCAUUCAAAUGAACGAGUCGACUGAGCCACGUGAGCGGUGUGCGCAUUCACAUAUAUAUACUUCCUACGUACAUAGUCGGAGUUGCCUUCUUUCCUUUCCCACGCUUAUCAUUCUUCGUUAUCGCAUUGCAUUCUAAACCUCCCACCCACCCUACUGUAUAUGUACUGCGGAC